AACUAGACUACAAAAAAAAGUAUUUUCUACUUUUAAAAACAUAUUGAGGAAAUUAAGUAGCAGUAAUUUAAGCAUGAGAAGGAACUGGUCCAGACUUUUAGUGACACUGUAGGAUUUCCACAUGGCUGCGAGUCAGGUGACCAAAUUCCAGCCAAUUAGAAUUGGGACACUAAUUCUGAGCCAUUUAUAAUGUGAAGGAUAAAUUCCAUUUGAAAGCAACAUUGCUGACGCCCUCACUGCGUAAACUUAAAGAGCAUACAUCACAGCCAGCAUUAUUCCUUAUGUAGGUCUCCCUUUACUCAUGUAGUCUCCUUUGUACAUGUUUCUGCUGCUGUUUCAUCUACAAAACCUUUGGCGUCUGAGGGGAAACAUCCAUCAUUUUAUUUCUUUUCUUUUUUGUUUUUAAUCCAAAAUUGUUUUUUUUUUUUUUGUUUUUUUUUUUUUUUGUGGUAGUAUUUGCCAUAUUCCACAUAAUUCUGCAUAUUUUGUGACUUGAAAUGUUUUUUCACCUUCUGCUGUAAAGCAUUGGCAGAAUAACCACGACGACAACCUUUAACCUUUAAGGUGGUUGGGAACAACAGGACUGGUCCUGUGAGACUUCCAAGUUCCAGACAGAGAAUCUGCUACUAGCCAACCAACCACACAUAGCAAGGAGAAGACCGUAGUUGUGAUAGUUAUGGUGAUGACCAAUGGAUACCGACAUCAGGAAGAAGGAACAGGAACACAAAUACAAGGCGGUCAGUAGGUGUCGCUAUCACGUUGCAACACCAUCUCGGAUGCAAAAACUCGUGAUGGGCGUCGAUGUGUUGCAUAUGGCUGUGCGACUUUAAUUUCUGGCUUUAACUCCAGUGGGUAAAAUAAACAUAAUCCUCCAUGAACCCUCUGCUCCUGCUACAGGAAGAUUUUGGGCUCCUCCACGUGGUCCACAUGCUCCCAGAGUCGGUGUUAGCUGUGAUCCUGCCAGAGAGACCACCUCUGUACACACCGCACACAGGAAACUAGCCGUGACUCAUUACACUGUCAGAAGAAAACAGAAGUGCUCAUGUGGACAUGCAGAGGUACCUGUGGCCUGGUUAUGAGGUGCAGCUUCUCGGGGGGUUGCAGAGACAACAGAACAGUGCCCAGUUCUGUGACACCCUGCUCCAAACUGAGGGUAUCUCAAUCCCAACCCACAGCUGCGUCCUUGCAGCUCUCAGCCCGUACUUGUCUCAGAAGCUUUCAGCCUCCCCCUCACCUCCAUCUGGACAGAAGCGUCAGCUCCAGCUCCAGACCAUGAAGGCCCAGACUCUGCUCAAGCUGGUUGGUCUGCUUUACUCUGGUGUGCUGGAGGUAAAAGGAAACAAUGAGAAGAGUGAUGUGCUGGCUGCAGCCCACCAGUUUGGAAUCACAGACCUUGUACGAGGACAGAAGGGUGGAGGGCCGAAAGAAGUCCAGGAAAGGAGGCAGAGUCUUGGGAAUUGCAGAGAGAGACGGGGAAGCCUAAAAAUACAGGAGACACAUGUUGAGGCUGAGGUGACGGGCACGGGAGAGGAAAAUUCACCAGUCAGAAAGAAAAUCAGUGUGUCUGUUGGCACACAGACAGCAACCAUUGCUGAAAAUUCAGUGGAGUUUGGAAAUCCGGAGCCUGCCUCCUCUGUAGCUCAAAGCCCGGAUGUUUGUAUCACUGUUCCACAUCUCACCCCUCGCCCCGCCGUUGCCAGUGAUGCAGAGUCUACAUUUGGCCAAACUUGUGACAGUGUAACGAAUCCCACAUCCACUUCAUCUUUUUCCAUUGACACUGUGGCUUUUCCUACCAUCAGUAAUGAUUCCAGUUCCUCGGAAGCUCAGGGCGACUGUUACCAAGAGUCAUCUGAGUCUGGGGACAGCAUCACCUGGUUGUCCAGAGAAAGGGCAGGAUUGGAGGAUGGAAAAUCAAACGGCACGGCAGCUGAGAGCGUAAAUGCAGAGCAGCCACGACAGGUCUGCAGAGAUGAGAUGAACGAAAAAGAAAACUCGAGUGAAAAGAGUCCUUCACCAUGCAGCGCAGCGGUGAAAGAUCUAACCAAGAUGAAGGAGAUUAUGGAAGACGCACAGAUAUCCAUCAAGGUGAAGCUGAAGAGAAGAACGACAGGAGAGAUGUGGGAGGUGGUGACGGUACAAAGCCCAAAUGAGACGUCCAUCCUGACAUCACCGACUCAGCCACAGACAGAUGCUGAGGAACUCGAGCCUCCUGCCUCCCCUGUCCCCCCAUGCCCUGUUCAGAAACCAGAGAUCCAGAACCUUCCACCUGCUGUAACCAGCUCUCCCACACAACCAGAGGAACACCACAGCACCACCUCUGAAUCCCAGUCUUUCUCCAGCAGCAGCUUCACCUCAAACCCCGACACUGAGCUUGAAUCAGCGCCGGUGCCUCAGCCGCAGGGCUCUGCGGACGAGUGUGACGAGCAGAUAGAGAAGCUGUUAGAGGACGUCAUGAUGAGCCUGAACAUCCUGCCCAACUUGGAGAGUAACUGUAAGAAGUUGGAGUCGAGCCACAAUGUUUGCCGAGUCCCAGUUUCGCAGGGUGACGCAGCCCAGGGUCGGAUGGAUCCUGUUGCCAGUGCAGCAGAGGUUGCUUUCUUUCAGGAUUUGGAGUCGCAAAGCAACCAGACGUCAGUGGAGACAGGUAUCCAUUGUUGCUUUGCAGCUCCAAACCAGCCCAAGUUGAUCCAGCAGCAGCAGCCGACUCCCCAGUGCAACCCAGCUGUCAGAUCUUUAUGGCAAAUCGAGGGAUUGAGCUGCCAGGGUUUGCCCCCAUUCAAAAGUCAAAAUUCUCUGUAUCCGGAAACAACCACAGGCUCAGCCCUGUCUUCAGCUUUCUCCACCAGAGGCCAGAAACUCCAUUACCCAGCAUUUCAGCCACCAUCCUCACAAGAUGAUCAACAGAGUCUCGAGUUUUUGCCUCUGCCAAAUGGAGAUGGGACACAGUCUAAACCCACCUUUUCCUCACCUUGCAUGGAUGACUUGCGGCUUCCUCAGCGUCUCUCCCCAUUAGAGCCAAGUUCAUCUGCAGCUAAAGGUCAGCCUCUACUCAACAACUCAGCAAACCCUGAACAUGAUGUCCAGCAGCAGCCAUCCUUACGUAGGAGACCCUGGCUCUCGGACAACGCUGGUUCACUGCAGUUUCCCUUUAGCAGCAUCAUUUGCACAGGUCAUAAAAGUACAUCUCCAUCACCAGAUCCAGAUCACAGCUGCCAGUCAAAGCAAGAGCAGCAGGAGAAGGAUUUGCAUUUAACAAAUAGAGGAACCAGUGCAGAAGGUUGCAAAGGGAAUAGCUUGAAAAAGAGAGGAAAAAAAUCAGCAGCAGAAGUAAAAUCGUACUCCAGGAGGCUGAAGGAGAGUUUCAAAUAUAGACAUGAUGACUCUACAGGAGACGGGAGGAAGAGAAGGCGCACAAAUUAUCAACAAGACUCCACCGGCUCUUGUUCUGCGUACAAAGAUUUAAAAGUCAGUGAUGGAACAAAGAAUUGUUCAGUGAGUUUGUCGAGUAACAAUGUGCUAUUGAAGGAAAGAGAAGUGGCUAUCAGGUCUUCAAAUGCACCAUCUGGACUUCCAGGGAAACCCAGCAAAAUGUUGCCCGUCAUUGACAUUAGGGAAGAAAAACCCUUUGGCACCAAGCAGUCUCGGAUCAGGACCAGGGGCUUUAUAAAAAAAUCUCAAGAGGCAGCAAAUAACACAACCCCACCUGAAACGCCUUGCAUUUUCAAGCCUAUCGUCAGCAGAGCUCAGCUUGUGAGUCAGGAUGGCGUCUCGCUCGCGAAAAGGAAACGUGGUAGACCCCGAAAAAUAAGACCUGUAGAGGACUCUACACAAAGUGUUCCUGCCGUUGUUGAAAACAAUGAAAAUGUCGACAAUGCGCAGGUCGACAGGGACUUGCCAAAGGAGCAGGAGGAGAAAAAAAUGGAGAAGUCGUGCAGAAAACGGAGGAGGAAUGAGAGCGAGGUGGAGGUCAGCCCAGUGAAGAAGACUGCGAGUGUCGAGCACACUGAAAAGGCUGAAGAAACCAAUGACUGUAACGUAAAACCCAGGACAGUGAAUCAGCGGCACGUGGUCACUCUGAAGGACAUUCAGAAGCUUUUUAAAUGGCAACAAGCACGAAGAAUGAAGUCCAAACAGACCCAGGAAACACAUGAACCUGCAACAGGCACAGAUGGCAUAUUGGAGAAAGGAGUGGACAUUAAAGACGGGACAAACUCUGAAGAACAUCACAAAGGUUCAAACAUCGCAGUUGAUAAAAAUCACAAUCUUCUUUUGAGCCUGUCUGCAGAGACAAACAGUCGUAUGAGCGAGAAGAGGAGUUUGGAUGGUGAUGAAGGCCACCCAGUGUCCUUAGACGUUGUGGAAGAAGAUGAAGCCAAGGUGACACCGGAGAGAGAGCGACCACUGGGAAGUCCUUAUGAAGGGAAAUCUGAUACAACGGGGUCUCCAUUCCUCAAUGAUGACUGCUCCUCUCACAGUGACACCCUCCUGCCUGAAGAAAACACAGCUUUGGACAUCAUGUUGCAGCCCUUGACCGUGAAGAUAACCAGUACAGACAAAAAGGGAAAAGAGGAGGAGGAGGAGGAGGAAGAAGAAGAGGUGGAUGUUCUGGUUUGCUCCCCAGAAAAAGCAUCUCAGACCAGAGAGUGUGAGGGGUUCCUCAACAACAUAGACAUGACUCCGAAUGAAGAUGAGGAAGAUGAUGUGAAUGAGAUUGACGUGACUGGAGACGAGGCAGAGUAACGUCAUGUACGUGUGUAUUUUCUACCCCGUCCAGUGGUCGGCUCUCACUCUAAUGCUGUCUCUGUUCUGGUUGUGUUUAUGUUCACAUGUCACAUGAAGUUGCGUAUAAAGAUUCAUUUUUACAUUCUUCACUUCAUGUUUUCACGGAUUUGGGUUUUCGUUUAGUUCCUUCUGUAUACGGUUCAAAAAGAUGUUUCAUUUCCUUUAAUAAUAUUCUAAAGAAAAAGUUACUUUUGUCAAUUUUAUAAAUUUUACAUUUUCAGCGAAAUUGUCUGAUGAAUAGAGGAAAAGGCACUUGAGUGGCCUUCAGUGAUGUCCCUCUGUAUGUUUCCAUUGUGGAAAAGCUCUGUUGUUUUAAGUCUAUAUUUGUAAAACUGUUUUAUGUACAUCAGUACAUAAUAUAAUUAUGGUUUAUUAAACGUUUUCAUGUGACUGCUUGCUUUCUUUAAAAAGCACCAUAGCUGAACACGAGGGCACUACAGAAUAUACACUCACUGGCCACAUUAUUAGUUACAUUUUUCUUGAAUUCUAAUUGGCAUAGAUUUAACAAAGUGCUGGAAAUAUUCCUUUUCCAUUUUGGUCCAUAUUGACAUGACAGCAUCACAUGUUACAGCUGGUUUGCUCCCCAGAUUUAUGAGCUACACAUUUAUAAUGCAAUAGUUUGGAUUGAGCUCUGGUAUCUAUGGAGGCCCUUUGAGUGUCUUGCUGGAAGCAGACAUAUGGAGAUUUGUACACUGUGGUCAUAAAGGGAUGGACUUGACACACAAAGCAAGGUAAAUCUAUGCUUUUAUGUUUACACCAGAACCAUCCAAAUACUGCAGAAGAAACCGAGACGUCCAAUUACAAAGCAGUUUUUUCUAACCCCAAAACCAAGCAUAGGGUGGUUAGUUGAGUUACUGUUGCCUGCUCAUCAGCUUGCAGCAGUCUGCCAUUUUCCUUUGUCCUCUGCCAUCUACAAUUAAUUUUUACCCAGAGAGCUGGUGCUCACUGGACAUUUGAUCUUUUUCUGAUCUCUCUGCAUUGGAACAUCUCAGAAGAUUCAAAGCAUUUAUUGUCAUGUGUACAAAGAAAAGCAUUUCUCUGUACAAUGAAAUUCUUUCUCUGGUGUCCACACACAUAUGCCGGUUAAUAUGUACUAAUAGAUAAAAUACAAAUAGCAUGAAUAAAUAAAUGGAGACAGAAGUUUCAGAAAUACAAAACAAACCAACUUUCUUCCUCAUUCUGAUGUUCAGUUUGAACUUAAGCAGGUUUUUUGUCCUUCACUUCCCUGUGAGGCUCUUAUCUUACUUUGGACAAAUAGAAAUACACACACACACCGGUAGAGGGCGCGCUUCCUGCUCGCUCCGCUUUCUGCUUUUUGAAUCCAACUUUAUUGUCACCGGAAGUGUGUGAGGGAAACGGCACACACGUGUUUUCGUGCAGGUUUGAAGGUUACAGAAGUAGCGGGUAGUGCUCCUUGCUUGCUGUCCGGAGGAGAGGCUCUGCGGGACGGCGUGUUUGUGGUUCGAGACCCGGUGAGAGCAGAACUGAAGCGGAGCCAUGGAUCCUGUGAAGGCGCAGCAGCUGGCGGCGGAGCUGGAGGUGGAGAUGAUGGCUGACAUGUACAACC
Molecule: messenger RNA, 6349 nt
Organism: Haplochromis burtoni (Burton's mouthbrooder)
Lineage: Eukaryota; Metazoa; Chordata; Actinopteri; Cichliformes; Cichlidae
Exons: 9
Coding region: 1051-4740 (1229 amino acids)
Biological process (GO): positive regulation of transcription elongation by RNA polymerase II
Molecular function (GO): protein binding
Source: RefSeq, a predicted model, not a curated record